Mizuhopecten yessoensis (Yesso scallop) is the source of this 668-nucleotide messenger RNA. Its product is annotated as calmodulin-2-like. Bases 90 to 548 code for a protein of 152 amino acids. The transcript is spliced from 5 exons. Gene Ontology annotation, molecular function: calcium ion binding. NCBI's taxonomy places the organism in Eukaryota, Metazoa, Mollusca, Bivalvia, Pectinida, Pectinidae. The record is from RefSeq and is a predicted model, not a curated record. Gene Ontology annotation, cellular component: myosin II complex.
GUCUUUUUCAAUCACCUCAAAGUUGAAUUAUUUUAAGUUAACCUGUCUACGCAAAAGACUCGGAAGAUUGUCGGAAGUAAACACGUAUAAUGACAGAGGACACACAACUACCAGAGUUACAGGUUGUAGAGAUGAAGGAGGUAUUUAGCCUGCUGGACAAGGACUGUGAUGGGCUGAUCCCUGUAGAACACCUAGGCCCUGCUCUGAGAUCCAUGGGGCUCAAUCCGACAGAGGAGGCUGUCAAAGCUGCAGGGGAGGAGUUCAAGUCAAGAGAGAAUCGGUCACUGAAUUUCGAAGAAUGUCUAAAGAUAGCAACAGAGUUAGUGAAGGAGCCUGAUGAAACCGAAGAGAGUUUACGCGAGGCUUUCCGAACGUUUGACAAAGAGAGAAUCGGAUGGAUUGAUAGUGCUGACCUUCGUCAAGUAAUGAUUAACAUGGGUGAACGACUAACAGAAGAGGAGGCAUCUGAUCUGAUAGCGGACGCAAACGGUUUGGACGGACACAUCCAGUACGGAGAGUUCAUCAAACUAAUUUUGAGCGAUCGUUAAGCUUCCCCCAAAGAACCUGGCAAAUUUUGGAGAGGAAUCUCAACUUGUGUCCGUCCAAUGAACGUUAAAUCUUUGUCAUUUAUUCUAUUUUAUAUAUGAAAAAAAAUGGUUCUAUUUCAA